AUGCAACUUUCAAAACUCGCUUUGUUGGCUUCUUUUGUUGGUGCUGCUGUAGCUCACACUCGCAUUUGGGGAGUAUGGGUCAACGAUGUCGAUCAAGGCGACGGUGUAGGCGUUUAUGUUCGUUCUCCGCCAACAAACGACCCCGUUAAGGACUUGACAUCCUCUGCCAUGACUUGCAAUGUCAACAAUAACCCCGUUCCUCAGACUGUCCCUGUCAAAGCUGGUGAUAAGCUCACUUUCGAGUGGUUCCACAACACGCGCGGUGACGACAUCAUUGCAAGCUCACACAAGGGACCUAUUCUCGUGUACAUCGCACCAACAGACACAAAUGGUGCUCCAGGAGCAGUCUGGACGAAGCUCUACGAAUUCGGCAUCAGCAACAAUCUAUGGGCCGUAGACGACCUUCUCGCCGCGAAAGGGAAGCACAAUAUCAUCGUCCCAAAUAUCCCUGCUGGAAAUUACCUACUCCGCGCUGAGAUUAUCGCUUUGCACGAAGCGAAUGUCGCCUACACAGAUAACCCCGUCCGUGGAGCGCAGCUAUAUAUGAACUGCGUUCAAAUUCAGGUGACUUCCUCUGGUAACCUCACCCUUCCGGCUGGAACGUCCUUCCCUGGUUCAUACACCUCGGAUACCCCAGGAAUUGUUUGGAACCUCUACUCAACGACAGUGAACCAGAAUACGUAUCCAAUUCCUGGUCCUGAAGUGUGGUCUGGCGCGGCUGGGGGGUCGAUCGCAGCAUGA
Molecule: messenger RNA, 741 nt
Organism: Psilocybe cubensis
Lineage: Eukaryota; Fungi; Basidiomycota; Agaricomycetes; Agaricales; Agrocybaceae
Exons: 7
Coding region: 1-741 (246 amino acids)
Source: RefSeq, a predicted model, not a curated record